This is a messenger RNA of Myotis lucifugus (little brown bat), 1233 nucleotides long. RefSeq names its product marginal zone B and B1 cell specific protein (gene MZB1). Gene Ontology annotation, cellular component: extracellular region; endoplasmic reticulum chaperone complex. Lineage: Eukaryota; Metazoa; Chordata; Mammalia; Chiroptera; Vespertilionidae. The record is from RefSeq and is a predicted model, not a curated record. Gene Ontology annotation, biological process: regulation of B cell proliferation.
GGCCAAUGGGCUUUGGGGUCAAUCAGGCCUGGGUUCCAAUUUCAGCAUGGCCCCUCUAGGUAUGUGGCCUUGGAUUUGUCACUUCUCUCUGAGCCUUUGUGUCCUUGGGGGUAGACUAAAGAUGACAGUAACCAACCACUUCCUCCCCCAAGGUAUUCAGCACAGUACCUGCCCUGUGGCCAGAUUCCAGGCUUGGGAGGUAUUAGCCCCCAUGUGUCCUUGCCCAGGCCCAGCCACUCUCCUUGCCUCAUUGUUCUCUACCUGUGAAAUGGAGCUAAGUUGGCGGGAGCUGGGGUCCCACCAGAGGAGAGGCACAUGUGGUGUCUCCUGGGGGAAGGGAGAAAAUGGGAGGGGUGAGGUGUCAGUUCCCCAUUGGUCUGGGUCAGGCGUUCUGGGGAGGUCCCCACUGCACACACAAGUACAUUUACAUCCCAACCACAGCCCAUGCUCACUGAGCCGGCUCCAGAAACCAUGAGGCCGUCACUGCUCCUGCUGCUACUGGGGGCUUGGGCUAUCCCAGGGGGCCUUGGGAAUAGGGCUUCGCUCACAGCCACUGCCCCACAGCUGGACGAUGAGGAGAAGUAUUCAGCUCAUAUGCCUGCUCACCUUCGCUGCGAUGCCUGCAGGGCGGUGGCCUACCAGAUGUGGCAACAUCUGGCAAAGGCAGAGGCCAAGCUUCACACCCCUGGGGGGCGUCAGGAGCUGAGUGAGUCGGUAUAUACAGACGUCCGACAGAGCUGCUCCAGACUGCAGAGUGACUACGGGGUCCGAGAAGUGAACCAGGUGAAACAUCUCAUGGGCCCAGGACUUAGCCAUGGGCCAGAGCCAAGCGUCAGCGUGAUGAUCACGGGGGGCCCCUGGCCUACCAGGCUCUCCACGACAUGUUUGCACUACCUGGGGGAGUUUGGAGAAGACCAGAUCUAUGAAGCCCAUCAACAAGGCCAAGGGGCUCUGAAGGCAUUGCUGUGUGGAGGCCCCCGUGGAGUCUGCUCAGAGGAGGCACCAGUCACAAGGGCAGAGCUCUAGUCCAGCUCCUGCUUCCCCUUUGUGGUCAGCCCCUGAAGACAGAGGGAGCUUCUUCUGGAUCUGUCCCCCUCCUUUCUGCAAGGCUGCUGAGGACAAGGAGAACUUGCUCACUUAGGCUGCCACUCUCUCUCCUCCUCCAGCUUUGGGGCCCUGGGGCCUGGGCGAGGGGCCAAGGCCUUCCCCUCUGGACUCAAAUAAAACUCAGUG